CGUCUCGCCCCUCCCAUGCAGCAAUGUAUGCUUGUUCAUGUCACUUAGUUGUGCUCUCUUGCUGUCUUCCCUUUGUGUGCCUCCCUCCAGGAAAAUCAGCUCCAGUCUCCACCCCCAAGAAACGUUCAUAUGGCAUAUCUAAGAUGUACCACGACAAACUGUGGACUCUUGACUGGGCUGGUGGUCUUCAUACACCUGGUUGUGGAACCAUUGUCUUCUUGAUCGACGACAAUGGCAAGAGUUGGUACCCCUGCGAAGGGGUGGAGAGAUUGGAAGCGGGGAGGAUCGCUGUUGAUGGCAGGACGUUUAGGACCUUCUUCCUUACGUCUGUGUACGACAGAGAUGGGAAAAAUUCGGUCAAGGAAGACAAGAAAGUGUCUCUUGACCUUCGACUCUUCCAAGGCUACGGAGUCAAGGCUUUCUCGAUGAAAGCGUUUGACGUGCGGGGAAACGGGGCGGAGUUCCGAAUGCUACCAGCGGACCAGCUCUUGUUGAAAACCAAUGGCUACCGCGUGACUGGUUCCCUGCCCGUUGUCGACAACACUUUCAUGAUUAGCAGACCGUUGGUCCCGUUCAACACCCUGACGGAUCAGUUAGCGACUUUCGUUAUGCAGUACGGGGAACAUUUCGCGAGACUGCCUGCUGCCCAGCGAGUUGACUAUCUUUUUGUGCCCUUCGCCGCGGUGUCCAAACGGCGCGAAGAUCAGCCUGCUAAGACGGUUGCGAGGAGGAAACAAGUGACGUCCGACACGCCUUCGAUGGAUGCGGUUGUCCAAGCUCUUCCCACUCUGGUUCUUCCCUCUGUGAGACAAAGUCUCGACGUGGCCGAGCAGUCCAGCGAGGCCACGGACUUGGACGACGGAGCUUUGCGCUAUCAGCCUGGUCCCCAGCGUCGUCCCCAUGGAGGUGAAGAUGCCUCCAACGACGAGGAAUGCGAGGGCCGAGAUGGGGACAGUGGUGGUUGGGAGGGGGAGGGCGGUGGUGACGGGGACGACGGUAACCUAGGCGAUGCUGAAGGUGAGGACGAUGACAUGGACGAGGAGAGAGACGAUGUUGAUGAGGAUGACACCUACCGCGUUGGUGACGAGGUCGAUAUUCGUGGCCAGCCUUCGGGUUCCCGCGGAAUGUCACAGCCCUGUGACCAGGCGAUGGGUGGGAGAGAAGAACCUGGAUCAAGGGGAAAGAGAAAGAGGGGAGAAGCGUUGACCUCUCCUGCUGGUCGAACAAAACAGGUGAGGGCGGACGCCAUCAAUGAAGCUCGCGGAGCGUUGACGGCAUCCGAGGAAGCACAGGCUGCACGGAAAACUGUUGGGGGGGGGGAGGUGGCAUUCGUGGCGGCGGGAUUUGCCAGACAAGACGUCCAUGUUGUUAACGUCGACGUCACAAGGAUCAAACGCAUUCCCCGUGGGAGGAUUCUUUUUAACCACCGUGCGUUGUCCGAGAACAUUGUGAGAGGCAUCGAGAGUGCCAUAAAAAGCUCCAUUGGUGCUGACCCGGGGGCAUGGGAUAGACCUGAGCUCGUUCUUGCGCCAGUUGACCCUAACGUCAUUGUCGGUGGGCAGGGAAGGCGGAUCACGCCAAACGAGUUCUUACAAAGAGAUUCUGCGGAGUUCGACUGGUAUGCUGUCUGUGGUCAGCAUACUGCCGAGGCCAUGAAACGGUUGGUUGCAAAGGCCUCCCCAGCGGUUAAAGUGUACGGCCUUCACAUGUACUCUAAAGUGCGAGUCGUCUAUUUCCAUGAUGACCACACUCGGGGGUACUUCAAUGUCUCCGCCUUCGACAACACACGGGAGAAUCGCGCGAUGAUGUUGUCCUUCCACGACGCUGUGCGUGAUAUGAGGCAAUGGUGGAUCGACAACCACAGGACCGAGGCACCCAAAUCUAAGAUCUUUGUAAACACCGUGAUCGAUAAGCUCGAUAUGCUUCGAGCGGAGGUGAAACGGAUCGCCUCUAGUGCACGCCAUCUUGUAUGGGAAAAACUCGGCAGGCAGACGACAAUGCUUCCUGUAUGUAUGCGGCCGCAGGAGGUUAUGGCGGCGCCCGACGACAUCGUCGCAGCCGCACAAAAAAUGGCAUGCAGGGCCGCCAUCGUGGACAUCUCGGCCGCAAAUUUCAGCAGUGCAUGGACCUCGCAGGACUUCGCUGCAUUGUACGCAAUGAUGGCGAAGUGUUGUGGUCCAAAUUGGGUCCUCUUCUUCUUCGCGCCGCAGAAGGUGCAAAGCGAUGUCUUGCGCCAAUUGUUCCGUUGGGAGGACGUCGAGCUCAUCCCCGGGUCGUGGAAACGUGUGGACAGGUCGGCGAGCGACGUCACAAGGUACGGCAACAUCGCUACGACGAGUCGGGACCUCAUGGCCAUCGUGCUGCACGCUGAAGGAGGGGAUUUGAAGAAAGUAACUGUCGCACCUCGGCUUACCAACGAUCUCACCAAGGUGCAUCUGGUGGAGGAAAAGUUUGGGAAGUGUCAAGGAAAACACGGUGGCAUCGAGGGCGACGAAAGUGCCGCAUAUUCAAUUGGGGAGCGGAAACCUGGCAAGUUGCGCUAGGCACAUGCAGGACUUGUGUGGGAGUUUUUGCGUGCAGGCAAUAAUGUCAUUGCCUGUGAUGAGUCGGCAAAGGACAUUUCAUACUUGAUAAAGUUCGUCGACAUACUUGUCAAGGAUGGGAGAUUCGCCUGCCGACUCGAGAAACCGCGUUCCGCACAUCGCAGCAACAGGGACACGUACCACAAGUUGGGAGCCAGGAGACUGAAGGUGUGGGAAUACAUGUUCCGCGAUAUGCCAGAGGGACGCCUUGAUGGGGGAUACAUAUAUCGAAAAGCCAAGGUGACCGAGCACCUCAAACAUUAUCACGGUGCUCUAACUAGCGCCUUCGAGACAUUCGUUGCUCGCUGCGAGAUCUUGAGGUUUGAUCUUCAUAAAGAUCAACUGACGUUUAAGGACUAUGCAGACCUCGCUAAAUCGGGUGAAGGCUUUAACCCCGUCGACAGCGAGGAAGACUCGUCGGACUCCGACCUCGAGAUCGAGAACGAGAACGACACCAAUGCAACCGGGUGGCAUGGGCACUCUGUUGCCACGGAGCACGGCGUCACGGCAUAUGGACCUGGUCAAUCAGAGGAAUGCUCGAACCUGCCACAUGCGCACAGUGUGGCCUCGGGGGUGGACAAGGUUGAGUGCACGCCUAUGGAAGACGAUGAGGACGAGGACCUCGAUAUUCCUGCUCCGCCAACAAAGCUGGCGCCGGGUGAUCCGAUUCCUUCCACCUUUUGCGGGGAGUGGAAAAUGGCGGUGAAAUAUCUCUCAAACGGUUGGAGACGGUUUCCCCGCAUGGGCAACGACAACUGGCUGAAGACGACAAAGCAAUCAAUUAUAUACCGCUGUCGGAAGGAGAACCCCAGGGAGAGUGAAACAUCCAUCGCGCCAAAGGCGAAACAAUUGUUCGACGCAUUGCGAGCUGCUCGGCAGUUGGAGUACUCACACAAGUUUUACGAGCUGCAAUCGAGCCCCUCCUGCGGCAUGAUUGAUUGGAAGGUCCAGCGCACAGCCGGCCUCGAGAUCAUGGACGUGGACCCCCGAGGAGAUGCCGCCCCUGUGCCAGAGGCGGCCACAGGGAACACGAUGGGUGAACAAAGGGAAGAUGGCGGGACAACGUUAGGCGUCAAGGCUCCAUUGCCAAAGGCAGGGAAUACUCCCGCUGGCAAAAACACCAGCAGAGCCAACUCUGUCGCAACGGGGGAUGCAUCACAAGGUGAACAUGUGUCACCUGCCAAGCCGUUGGGUGCGGGCGCCACAUACGGGAGUCUCCUCGCGACAGGUGCGGCGCUCGCAGGCACAUCAAAGAUGGAGUCAGAGUCCACUCUUGGGAUGGCCGGCACGGGGAUGUCGUUGGAUCUGCCCACAUGCCUUAACAAAGGUGACACACAAUGUACAACAACACCAGAGGGAGGGGUCGUAGGGGAUGACGGGAAUGGGGGGAAUGCAGGGGGUUCUCCACGACCGCAGAAUAUUGAGGACAUGAUGACGAACGAUGAGGGUGGGGUAGAAGACGGAAAGGGCGUAAGCAAUCCCACGCGUGUAGGAAAUGAGGGGUGAGACCUAUUCACGUGGAAAUUCAAUGUUUUCGUGUGUGUGCUCAUCUGUUUUAAAUAUAGGAUUGUGGGAUCGCUUUGUUCCAAUGUACAUUCGACCUGAAGACUCAUUGGUUUUCAGUUUUCGGGAUUUGACCUUUUCAUUGUUGACAAUAACAUGGUAUAUAAAUGAACAUGAGAUGUUUAGAUUGACUGUCCGUCUCGACGUGCAGUAACAAAUUGUGGUGGGAGCG
Molecule: messenger RNA, 4317 nt
Organism: Chara braunii
Lineage: Eukaryota; Viridiplantae; Streptophyta; Charophyceae; Charales; Characeae
Source: the annotation of a GenBank genome assembly